Molecule: messenger RNA, 1171 nt
Organism: Corylus avellana
Lineage: Eukaryota; Viridiplantae; Streptophyta; Magnoliopsida; Fagales; Betulaceae
Gene: PP2-A14
Product: phloem protein 2-A14
Molecular function (GO): protein binding
Source: RefSeq, a predicted model, not a curated record
UUUUUAAUUAACACACCCUCUCUCUCUCUCUCUCUCUCUCUCUCUCUCUUAAAAUGCUUAUUGCCUGAGAACUCUUAAUUGCCUCCUUUUUACAUGAAAAAAUGGCAGCACCAUCACCUCUUUCUCACCCUGUGUCUCAUCUAAUUUAUCUUCUCCUUCUCUACCAGUAAACCCUUUAUUGUACUAGGCUAGCUAAUUGCUUCUUCUUCUUUAUUUAUUUAUUUAUUUUGGUCUUGUUUAUGGGGGCCGGUUUCUCUGGGUUUCUGGCAGAGAGUAAUGGAGGCUCUCCUCCAACGAAACCCAGUCUUGGUGACCUGCCGGAGAACUGUGUCUCCUCCAUUCUCAUGCACUUGGAUCCGCCGGAGAUCUGUAAAUUGGCACGCUUGAACAGGGCUUUCCGUGCCGCCUCUUGGGCUGAUUUUGUUUGGGAGUCCAAGUUGCCUUCAAAUUACAUGUUUCUUGUUAAUAAACUUCUUCAUCAAGACCCCCAGAACUUGUCUAAGAAGGGGAUUUAUGCAAGAUUGUGUCAACCCAAUCCCUUUGAUGAUGCCACAAAGGAAGUGUGGUUGGACAAGAUCAGCGGCAAGCUUUUUAUUUCAAUUUCGUCCAAGGCAUUGAGGAUAACGGGGAUAGAUGAUCGGAGAUACUGGAAUUUCAUUCCAACUGAGGAAUCCAGAUUUCACACAAUCGCAUAUCUUCAACAAAUUUGGUGGGUUCAAAUAGUUGGCGAGAUAGAGUUGGAAUUUCCAGAGGGGAAAUAUGGUGUGUUCUUCAGGCUUCAGCUUGGCAAAGCCUCCAAAAGAUUUGGUCGUAGGGUUUGUAACUUUGAUCAAGUGCAUGGGUGGGACAUCAAACCUGUCCGGUUCCAGAUGUCAGUAUCCAACGGUCAGCGUGCGAUUUCAGAAUGUUAUUUGCAUGAAGCAGGGAGUUGGGAACAUUACCAUGUGGGUGACUUCGUUGUCGACAACCCUAACACGACCACCAAGAUCAACUUUUCAAUGAUCCAGAUUGAUUGCACGCACACCAAAGGUGGUCUCUGUGUAGACUCCGUGUUAAUAUGUCCGAGCUAGUGAGAUUAGAGAAAUAUUAAACCACUUUUAGGGUUUCAGCUAAUUUUAAUGCCAGCUUCUGAUAUAUUAUACAGAAAGAAAGUAAAGUAUGUACAAUAUAU